AUGAUUGUCAUAAGUGUGACGUCGGUCGGUCUGCGACAGAAGAUUCCGAUUGCCGCGGUAGUCGUAAGCUGGCGCGAGCCCGUUUCAGCCAUGGCACAAGAUGCGCCAGCAGCUGCCGCGGAAGCGCCACCGGACCGGCCCAUCGCCUCCAUGCCAGAGCUGACAUCGCAGGCGGAGUGGCCUUGGCGGAAGGUAGAGAGCGCCGAAAGCGUGGAGGAGAAGGAGGCGCCUGCCGAGGUGCCGGAGGAUAAGUCCUUGAGAUUCCGCAGAGACCUGUGGGACAAGUUUGAUUUUCUCUGGAGAGAGAGGAUCGAGCCUUCGCAGGGCCUGCUGCAAAAGGUGGCAGAUCUUCUGCGAAGCCGAGCAGAGUUGGAAAGGAAGUAUGGCGAGAGUCUCCUGGGCUUUGGCGGGGAUCUACAGGUUGAGCCAGGCAAUCCCCUCCACACCGCAGUUGAUGCGAUGAUCGUGAACUUCCGCAACCGCGGAGAGCAGUCCAUCACUUUGGCUGAUGAGUUGGAGCAAGACAUCAUCGUUUGCUUUGACACUGUCAUCAAGCAGCACAAGGAGGUGUCGAGAAAGAUCCACUCCGACGUGCAGCUUGUGACGAAAUAUGCGCAGGAGAGGCGGAAAGCGCACGACAGAUUGGCGAGAAGGUACGGUUCUCGCUGUGCGGAGGCUGAGUACUUAGCCCAGGACUGUUUGCAAGCCGUCUCCAUGAAAACGGCUGACCGACUGAAGCUGGCCCAGCAAGCCACGGUUCUCAGCAAGCAAGCACGACUGGCAGAAUACGAAUACUACCAGUCCAUCGAGCAGGCAGAUGGUCCAGUGGUUCCUGCUGAGUGUAGCCUGUGUUUGGUUGCGGGGCAAUUGCCCGCAACAUCCCGUUCAUGA
Messenger RNA from Symbiodinium necroappetens, 891 nucleotides. Lineage: Eukaryota; Dinophyceae; Suessiales; Symbiodiniaceae. The record is from the annotation of a GenBank genome assembly.